Molecule: messenger RNA, 1425 nt
Organism: Epinephelus moara (kelp grouper)
Lineage: Eukaryota; Metazoa; Chordata; Actinopteri; Perciformes; Serranidae
Product: transmembrane protein 182-like
Exons: 5
Coding region: 197-1051 (284 amino acids)
Cellular component (GO): membrane
Source: RefSeq, a predicted model, not a curated record
GCGAGGGACGCUCUACCCAGAGGCUUGUUUUCUUUCUUGCAGCAUUAGACACAUGGAUAUAGAAGCCACUUAGUAAAUAAGACUUCAUUAUUUUAACAUGAAAUGCUGUAGACAGCAAAGACAGGGUGAAACGUGGCCAAAGAAAGGGGAAUGCUAAUAGAGGACAGUCUGGAUCGAAGGACCAACAGACUGAGACAUGUCUCCUGCUGAGAGGCUUAAGGUGCUCCUCUUCUUGGCGUUGUUCUUUGGAGCUACAGGAUUUCUGUUCACGCUGCUCUCCUGUGGGACGGAGUACUGGCUGCUGGCCGCUGAGUCCUGCAGCCAGCCAGAGGACAGCUACGGAGGAAGAGGUCUGAGAGAGGGGAAGAGCAGCACCAAGGCCGUAGACGGUGUGAGGAUCUUCCAUGAGGGUCUGUUUUGGCGGUGCUCUUUCACGGCUGUUUCAGAUGAACACACUAUAUGGGACCUUUGGAUCUCAAAUCAGCCACCAUCAAAAGUCUGCCAUACUGCUUUCCUCUUCCCGUUUCCUGUUUAUGAGCCGAUGCAAUCAAGGGGGGAGCCACAUGGUUUUCCCGCAAAUCCAUAUGAACAUCACUCUGCCAUUGUUUUUAGGACCUUCUGGAGCAUCUUCCUCGUCACAGGUUUGGCUGCUGUCAUCAUCGGUGGAUUUGUUGUCAUCUGUGCCGGCCCACUGACCAAUCACAGGCUCUUUAAAGUGGGCGGGGCCCUUCUGUUUUGUGGCGGUCUGUGUCUGCUGGCAGUGGUGGUGAUGUACGGGAUGUGGAUCCAGGUCUUGGACACUCUGGAGCAGUUUGCUCUUCAUCAGAGAGUCUCCACUUGCCCCUCGUUUCACCUCAGCGUCCAGCACGGUCCGUCUUUCCUUCUGGCUCCUGUCGCUGUCUUCUUCUGCCUGCUUGCUGGCGUGCUCUUCAUCCUGAUUGGUCGGAGCAUUCAGGGGAUACAGAUGGAUAAGAGAGACAAAAUUCCUGAUCUUCCAACAUCUGAUGUUUUACCUGUGACUCCCUCCGUAAAUACAGAGGAUUCAGUUUAAACAAGUGCCAUGAUGGGAAUUAAAUGAGGUCACUAAAAAAUGUACUGUAAUGUAAAUGUACUGAUAAAAAUGUACAUGUUGUCCUAACCUGAGUUUUAGUCGGGCAGCAUAAGUAGAAAAAACAGUGUUUUAUAUAUUAUGCGUGUGUAGAGUAUGUAAAAGGAAUUUAGAGGAACUUGUUCUUUAUUUGAAUAUUUCAUUUUAUGCAACUACUUUUCUACAGAACUGCAUUUCAGUGGAAAAUAUACUUUUCUUACAACAUUUAUGUAAAAUGAUAAAGUGUUACAGAUUAAACCACCCAUCAGUAUGUAUAAAGUUGGUAAAAUUACUCCAUCUCAACCAGCUACAACAUUGAAAGUUCAUCAAUAACAGUA